Molecule: messenger RNA, 2379 nt
Organism: Aspergillus udagawae
Lineage: Eukaryota; Fungi; Ascomycota; Eurotiomycetes; Eurotiales; Aspergillaceae
Product: glycoside hydrolase family 95 protein
Exons: 3
Coding region: 1-2379 (792 amino acids)
Biological process (GO): carbohydrate metabolic process
Molecular function (GO): alpha-L-fucosidase activity
Source: RefSeq, a predicted model, not a curated record
AUGUGGCUCACCUCAGCGCUAGCACUCCUCACUGCCCUUUCCCCAACCCUCGCCACCUCAUUCAACCCCUCGACAUACACAUGGUACACCACCCCAGCGGCGGACUUCGCCUCCACCCUCCCCAUUGGCAAUGGCCGUCUGGCAGCUGCAAUCUGGGGUGGCGCCCUCGACAACAUCACCCUGAAUGAGAACUCCAUCUGGAGUGGCCCGUUCCAGGCUCGUGUGAACCCACAGGCGUACGACGGGUUCACCAAGUCGCGUGCUAUGCUUGAGGCAGGGAACCUGAGUGCCGCCAACGAUGUGGUGCUACAGGAGAUGGUGAGUAUUCCGAGCAGUCCGAGGGAGUAUAACCCGCUUGGAUUGUUGAGGUUAGAUUUUGGGCACGAUGCGAGUACUGUGCGGAAUUAUACGCGCUUUUUGGAUCUGAAUACGGGGGUUGCUGGUGUGAGGUAUCAGGUUGGGGAUGUAGUGUAUAGUCGGGAGUAUGUUGCUAGUCAUCCCGAUGGGGUGUUGGCUGUUAGGCUCCGGGCGAGCAAGGACGGUGCGUUGAAUGUGAUUACUUCGUUGGAGAGAAGUAGAUAUGCGGAGAGCUUGACUGCUGGGAGCAGUAAGGGCAUAGGUACUCUGACUCUGAAGGCGAAUAGUGGCCAGAGUACGGAUCCUAUUAGGUUUACUGCGCAGGCGAGGGUGUUGAAUCGUGGAGGUCGAAUCGCUACCAACGGAACCUCUGUCGUUGUCAGUGGUGCCUCGAUCGUGGAUAUCUUCUUUGACGCCCAGACAUCCUAUCGAUAUCCCGAUGAGAGCCAACGUGAGGCUGUUGUCACGAAGCAGCUAGAUGCUGCAGUGAAAUCGACCUACCCUGCAGUGAUGCAAGCUGCAACCUCAGACUACCGGUCUCUUUCUGGCCGCGUCAAGCUGGACCUAGGCUCGUCGGGAUCCGCAGGAAACCAGCCCACGGACAUCAGACUCAAGAACUACAAAGCCAACCCCAAUAAGGACCCCGAAUUGGUGACCUUGAUGUUCAACUUUGGCCGACACUCGCUCAUUGCAUCCUCCCGCGCAGGGUCAUCCUCUGGUCUUCCCGCCAACCUCCAGGGUAUCUGGAAUCAAGACUACUCGCCCGCCUGGGGCGGCAGAUACACCGUCGACGUCAACCUGGAGAUGAACUACUGGCAUGCGCAGGUCACCAAUCUGGCAGACACGUUUGAACCCGUCAUUGAUCUCAUGGAUAGAGUCCUGCCGCAUGGACAGGACAUCGCCAAGAAAAUGUACCACUGCGACACGGGGUAUAUCCUGCACCACAACACCGACCUCUGGGGAGAUGCUGCCCCCGUCGACAACGGAACCAGCUGGACCAUGUGGCCGAUGGGCAGUGCGUGGAUGUCGAUGAACCUGAUGGACCAGUACCGCUUCACCCAAGACAAGACCCUCUUGCGAGAGCGCAUCUGGCCGCUCCUCAAGAGCGCCGCUGAUUUUUACUACUGCUACCUCUUUGACUUUGAAGGCUACUACACCAGCGGUCCCUCGAUUUCCCCUGAGCACAACUUCAAAAUCCCAAAAGAUAUGACUAUCCCGGGUAAGACCACAGGAAUCGACCUCGCCCCAACCAUGGACAACCUUCUACUCCACGAGCUCUUCAUCGCCAUCAUCAAAACCUGCGAGGUCCUGGGUAUCAAAGGCGACGAUCUAACCAACGCCCAAAAAUACGUUUCGAAGAUCAGACCACCUCAUAUCGGCUCCGACGGCCAGAUCCUCGAGUGGCGACGCGACUACCAAGAGACCGAACCAGGACACAGACACAUGAGUCCCAUCCUAGGGCUCUACCCAGGCUCGCAGAUGACACCGCUUGUCAACCAGACCCUGGCAAACGCCGCCAAGGUCCUUCUCGACCGCCGCAUCACCUCCGGCAGCGGCAGCACGGGCUGGUCGCGCGCGUGGACGAUGUGUCUCUACGCGCGCCUCUUCGACGGCAACAGCGUCUGGAACCACGCGCAGUACUUCCUGCAGAACUACCCGAGUGACAACCUCUGGAACACGGACCACGGGCCUGGCAGUGCGUUCCAGAUUGAUGGCAAUUUUGGUUUCGCGGCGGGGAUCGCUGAGAUGCUGCUGCAGAGCCAUGCGGUGCUGCAUCUCCUCCCGGCGUUGCCGGCUGCUGUCCCGGACGGGCGUGUGAGUGGUCUGGUGGCGCGGGGAAAUUUCGUUGUUGAUAUGGAAUGGCGUGGUGGAAAGUUGCAGCUUGCCAAGGUUGCGUCGAGGAGUGGAGGAGUGCUGGCUUUGAGGGUGCAGGAGGGGAAGCCAUUUACUGUGAACGGGCAGACCUAUACGGAGCCAAUCCAGACUGUUGUGGGAAAGUUGUACACGAUCAGGUUGAAAUAA